AUGUCUACCUUUUCUCUUCUCCGUCUGCCACAGAAAACCCUGAAAAAUGUGAUACUCCAGAUGGGGCAUAUCGAGCUAAUUUGCACCUCACUACUCUCCAACAAAACUAAGCACUUCAUCCGAGAGUUUUGCAUCUUCAAAGCAUCUCGUUUCUCUAUUGAAUUGAAUCAGUCGGUGCAAUUCAAAAUGUUUAACAAUGGUAGAUGGUCAGAGUAUUCAUUCAAAAAUGGAAUGAUAUGUAUUACAAGUUUUGGUAUAAUACAAAUAACAAUGACAUUUCGUACGCCGCAGUUUAAUGCUGGAAGCUGGUUCAACCACUUUCUAUGUGUUCUAUCCCCAUCGAAAAUCGAAUCAGUAACGGUCACUGAUGCAUUCGAUGAGUUGAGAUUUCAGUUAGUUAAGAAAUUCUUGGAAAAGAUUCAAUUUAUGGUUCUUUGGAUUAGAACGACUUCCGCCACGAGCCACAUGGUCAGACUUUUUUCCGAAGUUCUACCAGUCGAUCAAUUCUGGUUAAGUCAAGACGAUCGGUUGAACUCCUCUCAAUUCUCAGCCCUCAGGCCAGUUUUGUCCAAGGAACUUGAAACCAUCUUUAUAGACAACAGAAUGCCGUUAAACGAUCUACUUAUCACAUGCUCCACAGCCAUUCAUAUUAUCAAAUCACCGCUAACUGAUAAGGAAAUCAAUGUGUUUCUAAAACAUUGGAUGACUGGAUUGAAACCAGAACUUGAGCAUAUUUAUAUUGAAAAGAGUGGAGUUUUCAACCAAACCCAACUCCUGGACGGAAUUAAUCAUGAUGCACCGACUGACAGGAAAUUCAAAAUGUACGGUAAUGAUGCAUUUAGAGGAAUUGAUCUUCACCUAGGCCAAGGAAUUAAAGCAACUUUGGUGUACGAAAACGAUUUUUUCCAUUCGAAAAUUCAUAUUGCUUCCCAUAACUCGAAAUAUAUUUCUUUUGAAUGAUUAUUUCACCCUUUUUCUUUAAUAAAAUGUUGUUAUAA
This is a messenger RNA of Caenorhabditis elegans, 998 nucleotides long. It is a transcript of the gene fbxb-42, whose product is annotated as F-box domain-containing protein. The transcript has 2 exons. Bases 1 to 960 code for a protein of 319 amino acids. The record is from RefSeq and is marked reviewed. NCBI's taxonomy places the organism in Eukaryota, Metazoa, Nematoda, Chromadorea, Rhabditida, Rhabditidae.